UCACCAUGGAUGCAAAGAGCCAGGAUCUGCCAGUGACCUUUUCCAGGGCCCAUCUAGAACCCAGGUACUGGCUUGUCUCAUGUUCUCUGUUUGAUUUUGGUGGGGCUUUUUUCCCAAGAAGUUAAAAAUCUCUGCCAGAAGAAUGUUGAAAGCAUUACAUCAAACACUCAAAAGCUAAGAAACGUGAAAUUUGACAAGAAGCUUGGAACAAAGGUAACUCGUGCAAAUUGAAAACAGCCCUCCUCUGUCGAUGUGCACACAGCUGGGUGCUGCCUGUUUGUUUUUCACAGGACUGGUGCACUCAAUGGCACUCCAUAAACAAUGCAGCAGGAUUUAAUCCAGCAUCCUUGGGCACACCACCAAGGACAAAGGUGUUGAGGCACACAUCAGAGGUGGAGAUAAGAAGAUGAAUCUCAAGUUACAUGCCCUAUAAAUUGGACCAUUUAAUGAGCCUUUCUAAUUCACACUGGAGCUGCUAGGACUCUACCCUGGAGACUAAACCAGUCUGAUUUACCUUUAGCUUUAAAUGAUGCUGUCUGCGCAGCUGCACAAAAUCUUAGCAGUCGCUUUUUUCCUGCUCCCAUUCUGUGCUCAAGGCAAACCUGCAGGAUUUCUUCCAUCAUUCCCUUUCAAGCCUUUUUUUGGAGGCAGGAGCAACAGUGGAGAUGAGCAACAAAUACCAGAUCUCACAGCUCGGGCUGGCAAUGAACAUGGGGACCCCAUCCAUCAGUUGGAACAUCGGAUUUCCAGACUGGAAGGAGUCCUUCGCUUGAACAAGAUGAUAACAGAGUCAGGAGGAAAAAUUUUUGCUACCAAUGGAAAAAAAGCUGAUUUUGAUGCUACAGUGGAAAAAUGUAAAGAGGCUGGAGGCUCUAUUGCCACUCCAAAGAGCCCUGGAGAGAACGAUGCCAUUCUGUACUUUGUGAAAUAUUUUAACACCUACGCCUACCUGGGGAUAAAACAAUCCCUUAUUCCAGGAAGAUUCCAGCUCCUGAACGGUGCUCAGCUGAGCUAUACUAACUGGUAUUCAAACGAACCUUCUGGCAAAGGGGAGGAGGAGUGUGUGGAGAUGUACACUGAUGGCACCUGGAAUGACAAGAGGUGUAACAAGAAUCACCUUAUUGUCUGCCAGUUUUAGUGCUUCCCUUGCUGCUGUCUGGAAUAUGCUUCCCUAUCACUUGUGUCUUCCUUUGUAGCUAGUGAACUUAGAUAAAGCAGCAUGAAAAAAUAAAAUGCACUCUUUCCCA
Messenger RNA from Haemorhous mexicanus (house finch), 1247 nucleotides. RefSeq names its product pulmonary surfactant-associated protein A-like. The transcript has 5 exons. Lineage: Eukaryota; Metazoa; Chordata; Aves; Passeriformes; Fringillidae. The coding region runs from base 527 to 1138 and encodes 203 amino acids. The record is from RefSeq and is a predicted model, not a curated record.